Messenger RNA from Mizuhopecten yessoensis (Yesso scallop), 1655 nucleotides. RefSeq lists its product as uncharacterized. The coding region runs from base 14 to 676 and encodes 220 amino acids. The transcript has 2 exons. Gene Ontology annotation, molecular function: nucleic acid binding; zinc ion binding. Lineage: Eukaryota; Metazoa; Mollusca; Bivalvia; Pectinida; Pectinidae. The record is from RefSeq and is a predicted model, not a curated record.
UUUCGGUAUACAGAUGGAGGGCAGUGGUGCGAAUACUGCUAGCAGUGUUACGUUAAGUGACAUUUUUCAACAAUUACAGAGUCAGAAAUGUGAAAUGAAAGAAAUUCAAAAGCUGAAAGAGGACAAAGGUAUUACCUGGAAAGGUGAGGGGAAUAAGCAGCAGUAUAUGUUCAAUACGGACCUGUUGGAGGAAGUGAAUCAAGCGCGGUGGGCUAUUGAAAAUAAGAAGGAAGAAUACUGCUCUGAAAUUUUGAGUCGAGUGGUUGACAAAAUUACCAAAAGGAACAAACUAAUAAGAAUAGCAGAUAGUUCUGAGGCAGGGUGGGGGACAGUCAAAGAGUAUAUGGCCAAUCCUCUUGCUAGUGAUUCUGACGACGACAAGAAAAUUUCACGCGCCGAGAAUAAGGCUGUGAAAAGGUUAAAGGAUAAGCAGAAAAAGAAGAAAGACGUUUUUCUCAACAGACAGAGGUCAAAGUAUGGAUAUCAAGGUCCUAGUUUUGCGGCGGGAGCUCCGGGUCAGGUUUCUACUUCUGUGCGGCAUUCUGAUGGGAAUCAGCUUUUUCGUGGCCAGCGGGGAAACCAGGGAGCCUGUUUUGCAUGUGGGGAUUUCCGACACUUCAGGAAAGAUUGUCCAAUCGUUAACAAAUCAGCGGGACAGUCCAGGACUGGGACAUAAGGACACAGAGACUCGAGAGGCUCAAGUUAUCAAAGAUAAGUAUAGUUUAUCAAAUAGUGAUUAUACAGGAGCCUGUGCUAGUACAGAAUUUACUAACGACUAUUUUGAAUACGAACAAGGUCAGGCUGACAUUUUAGUAAAAAGCAGAUUAAAAAAUAAUGUUGAAUUUUGGAAGAAUAUUGGAUGUUCUGAGUUUGUGUUGGACGUGAUUGAUAACGGUUAUAAAAUUCCAUUUUAUUCCGAACCAGAACAAGCAGAAUUUAAAAAUAACGUGUCAGCGUUGAAAAAUGCCGAGUUUGUGGAGAAAGCUAUUUUCGAUCUAGAGAAACGUAAAUUGAUAGAAAGAUGUGAGGAACCCCCAUAUAUGACAAAUCCAUUAACUGUAUCGAUUCAAUGCAAUGGCAAAAAGCGUUUAAUUUUGGAUUUAAGGGAGGUUAAUAAACAUUUGUGGAAACAAUCCGUGAAAUAUGACGAUCUACGUACAGCUUUGUUGUAUAUAGAGAAACAUGGGUGGUUGAUAAAAUUCGAUAUACAUUCGGCGUAUCAUCACAUAGAUAUUUAUCCUCCCCACACCAAAUUUCUUGGUUUUUCGUGGACUUUUGGUUCUAAAAAAGUAUAUUUUAAGUUCUUGGUGUUACCCUUUGGUCUGUCUACAGCGCCAUAUAUUUUUACUAAAGUCACUAGACCGCUCAUUAAGAAGUGGAGAGGUGAGGGUCUACAAAUUUUGAUGUAUUUGGAUGACGGAUUGUGUCAUAACACUGAUAAGUUUGAAUUAGUAGAACAGAGUGCAAAAGUUAAAAGUGACAUUAUAGAUUCAGGUUUUGUGCCAAAAGCAGACAAAUCUAUGUGGGAUCCUGUACAAUUCAUGACUUUUCUCGGUGUAGAUAUUAAUACUUUAUUAGGAAUUCUUUGCAUUCCGGAGAGACGGGUAGAGAAAGCACGUAUGUGUGUUAUUGACAUAUUAAAAGUUGUGUACAAG